Molecule: messenger RNA, 1257 nt
Organism: Acanthisitta chloris (rifleman)
Lineage: Eukaryota; Metazoa; Chordata; Aves; Passeriformes; Acanthisittidae
Product: RCC1 and BTB domain-containing protein 2
Exons: 9
Coding region: 7-1257 (416 amino acids)
Source: RefSeq, a predicted model, not a curated record
AUCCCUAUGGAGGAUGAACCUCCUCCUUCUCAAGGAGUCAGUGCAAAGGUCUUGGAGGCAACAUUAUUGUCAGCCCUGAAGAUGCUGGAUGUUGGGAAAUGGCCAAUUUUUUCUCUCUGUUCCCAAGAAGAGCUCAAGUUAAUUCGUCAAGCCUGUGUAUUUGGCAGUGCUGGUAAUGAAGUGUUGUAUGCAACUGAAAAUGAUGAGGUUUUUGUGCUUGGCAUGAACUGCAGUGGGUGUUUGGGGACAGGAGACAUGCAGAGCACUAUUGAACCAAGGAGGUUAGAUUCUCUAUGUGGCAAAAAGAUAGCCUGUCUGAGUUAUGGAAGUGGCCCUCACGUUGUUCUUGCUACAGAAGAAGGAGAAGUGUAUACAUGGGGUCAUAAUGCUUAUAGUCAGUUGGGCAAUGGUACAACAAAUCAUGGGUUUGUUCCCUGUCAAGUCUCUACUAACUUGGUGAACAAGAAAGUCAUUGAAGUUGCCUGUGGCUCUCAUCAUUCUAUGGUGUUAACAUCUGAUGGAGAGGUAUACACAUGGGGUUAUAAUAACUCAGGCCAAGUUGGAUCUGGUUCAACAGCUAAUCAACCGAUUCCCCGGAGAGUUACCAGCUGCCUACAGAAUAAAAUAGUAGUUAAUAUAGCUUGUGGACAGAUGUGCUCUAUGGCUGUAGUGGAAAAUGGAGAGGUCUAUGUCUGGGGUUACAAUGGGAAUGGCCAGCUUGGCCUGGGCAGCAGUGGCAACCAGCCAACGCCAUGCCGCAUCGCAGCUCUGCAAGGCAUUCGUGUACAGCGGGUUGCCUGUGGCUAUGCACAUACGUUAGUGCUAACAGAUGAAGGUCAGAUUUAUGCCUGGGGAGCCAAUUCAUAUGGCCAGUUAGGUACUGGGAAUAAAAGUAACCAGUCUUACCCUACAACAGUUAUUGUGGAUAAGGACAGAGUUAUAGAGAUUGCAGCCUGCCACUCUGCUCACACGUCGGCUGCCAAGACCCAGAGUGGCCAGGUGUACAUGUGGGGCCAGUGCCGUGGGCAGUCUGUGACCUAUCCCCACCUCACUCACUUUGCCUGCACUGAUGAUGUGUUUGCUUGCUUUGCCACCCCUGCUGUCAUGUGGCGUCUGCUGUCAGUAGAGCCUGAUGACCAUCUAACGGUAGCCCAGUCACUAAAGAAGGAAUUUGACAACCCUGAAACUGCAGACUUGAAGUUUCUAGUGGAUGGAAAAUACAUUCAUGUUCAUAAAGUCCUUCUCAAAAUUAGGUAA